Diplodia corticola is the source of this 441-nucleotide messenger RNA. RefSeq names its product 4-oxalocrotonate tautomerase. The transcript is spliced from 2 exons. Lineage: Eukaryota; Fungi; Ascomycota; Dothideomycetes; Botryosphaeriales; Botryosphaeriaceae. The record is from RefSeq and is a predicted model, not a curated record. The coding region runs from base 1 to 441 and encodes 146 amino acids.
AUGCCUCUGUGGCGCGUUUUCCACCCGGACAACACUUUCACCACCAAGGAGGAGCGUGACGCUCUCUCUGCGGACAUCACCAAGAUUUACACCAAAGCCGGCCUCCCGGCAUUCUAUGUCGUCGUCAUCUUCAACGCCGUGCCGGCAGAGAAAAUAUAUGUCGGAGGAGUCUCGAACGACAAGGCCGGAACGCCCUUCAUUCGAAUCGUGUUCGAGAACAUCGCUCGCAAAAUGGGCAGCAGCGACCGCAAGAGCGGAUUCCUCUCACGGGUCGACGAAGUUCUGAAGCCGUACAUCGCCGACAAGGGCUACGACUGGGAAUACCACGGGCUGGAGACGGACCGUGAGCUCUGGAAGCUGAAUGGCCUUGUUCCGCCGGGCACGGGCACUGAGGGGGAGCAGCUCUGGGUCAAGGAGAACAAGGCGGUCCCAUACGAGUAG